This is a messenger RNA of Calypte anna (Anna's hummingbird), 1674 nucleotides long. Its product is annotated as BPI fold-containing family B member 4-like. Gene Ontology annotation, molecular function: lipid binding. The record is from RefSeq and is a predicted model, not a curated record. Lineage: Eukaryota; Metazoa; Chordata; Aves; Apodiformes; Trochilidae.
AUGGGAGAUGUGGAAAAGCAUCAACCUGACACGGGCACCCCGGGGGCUCGACGCUCGCAGUACUCCUUGAGCCUCUCAGUCUCUCUGCCCAACAUCCUCAACACCAACCUGGGGAGCAUCGAGCUGGAAAUCACUGAGGGUGCUCCUUUAUUUUUCCACAGCCUACUCCCAGCUGUGGAUAAUUUAUUGGCCAGUGUCCUGAACAGACUUCUUCCUAACCUGCUCUGCCCCGUGGUCGAUGUCACCCUGGGACUCAUCAGCGACCAACUGGGCCUUGUGAAUUCUCUGGUGCCCCUGGGUGUGCUGGGCAGCACAUACAGCGUGUCCAGCCUGGCCCUGCUCACCAGCCAGUUCCUGGAGCUGGACCUGAACAUUGUUGUUGGGUGAGUGGCAGGAGGGCUGGUGGAUUUCCCCCUGGGGAAGCCAGAAGCUGUCCCCAUGCCACCCCUGCCCCCCAUGCUGGACACCACCUCCUCCCAGCUGGGCCUCUCAGUCAACUUCCUCAGCUCAGUGCUCUCUGUCCUGCAGAAGGAGGGGGUCCUGGACAUGGACAUCUCCAGUGACAUGUUUCCUGAGCUCCCACCACUAACAACCUCCACACUUGGAGCCCUGGUUCCUCUGGUGAGUCCUGCGUUCUCCAGGCAGACACGUGAGCUGCUGCUGAGAAUCUCAGUCCCUGAAGCACCCGUGGUGACCUUUAAGAAAAACAAAGGUGUGAUCCAGCCAACAGCUACAGCAGAGGUGAUGGUGAUCCACCCAGAUGACGUCCAGAGCUCUCUCUGCCUCCUGAAUAUCGACACCUCCUUGCUGGCCCAAUUCUCAGUUGAGGACAACAAAUUGAAGAUUGGUGUCAGCCUGGAGAAGUCUGAUCCCUCCUUGGUGUCUUCAUCCAUUGGGGAUCUUGAUAUCCUUGAUGCUGCCUUCCUGCCAGCCAUGAACAGCACCCCCAUCCUUGGCAAUGGGGGUCUCCUCAGCAAUGACCUCCUGGGCAAUAACAACCUGCUUGGAGGGAAAGGUCUGCUUGGCACGGGUGUCACCAGUGUGCAGAGCCUUGGCAAUGGACUCCUCAGCAAUGGUCUUCUCAACAAUGACCUCCUGGGCAACAACAACCUUCUUGGAGACACAGGUCUGCUUGGCACAGGAAAUCUCCUAGGCAAUGGAAGUCUACUUGGUCUUGGUGGUCUGGUGAAUGGAGGAAUCCUUGGCAAGUCCCCCUUUGCCUGGUUGAAGGUGCUGAACAUUGAGAACCUCCAAAUGUCAUGGAAGAUCCUUCACGGGGGUGAGCUGGUGCUGAACCUGUACUCAAAGCUGGUGCUGCAGUUCCCAGGGGUUUUUCAAUUUCUGAGCGGUUCCUCGAUAGAAACCAACCUCACAUCCCACAUCAGACUGACCCAGGACACCCCUGGAGACCUCAGAUUGGAGGUGAAGGAUUGCAAGAAGCUCCUGGGCAACUUCAACGUCAACAUGAGGAAGGGCCUCCUCACCAACCUGAUGAGUGGGAUGCUGAACUCUUCACUUCAGACCCUCGUUCCUGCCCUGCUUUGCCCCUUGGUGAAUAUCUGGGUCGGUGCCAUCAAUCUUAAGCUGCAGUUCCUCAACGCUUUGUACCCUGUUACCCCACACACUUCCCACACAACGAGACGUGGACAGAAGCUCCAGGACAGUUGGCUCUGA